Messenger RNA from Apiotrichum porosum, 1092 nucleotides. RefSeq lists its product as uncharacterized. Gene Ontology annotation, molecular function: ATP hydrolysis activity; DNA clamp loader activity; DNA binding. The record is from RefSeq and is a predicted model, not a curated record. The transcript is spliced from 7 exons. Gene Ontology annotation, biological process: DNA-templated DNA replication; DNA repair. Bases 1 to 1092 code for a protein of 363 amino acids. NCBI's taxonomy places the organism in Eukaryota, Fungi, Basidiomycota, Tremellomycetes, Trichosporonales, Trichosporonaceae. Gene Ontology annotation, cellular component: DNA replication factor C complex; nucleus.
AUGGCCACGUUUGGGCGUCUCCAGACCGCCCCCACACCUCAGGAUCCCCGUCUGCAGCCAUGGGUAGAGAAGUACCGUCCAAAAACCAUUGAUGAGGUCUCAAGCCAAGACAACACUGUUGCCGUUCUGCGCAAGUCUCUGGCGAGCACCAAUCUUCCUCACAUGCUUUUCUAUGGUCCGCCCGGCACCGGCAAGACCUCCACCAUUCUGGCCCUUGCCCGUCAGCUCUUUGGACCUGACCUUUUCCGCUCGCGCGUGCUCGAACUGAAUGCCUCGGACGAGCGUGGCAUCAAGGUGGUGCGCGAAAAGAUCAAGACGUUUGCUCGUGAGACGCCCCGCAACGCCGGUGUCUCAAGCGACGGCAAAACCUAUCCGUGUCCGCCCUACAAGCUCAUCAUCCUGGAUGAGGCCGACUCUAUGACACAGGAUGCGCAGAGCGCGCUCCGUCGUAUUAUGGAGACGUACUCGCGCAUCACACGUUUCUGUCUUGUUUGCAACUAUGUCACUCGCAUCAUCGAACCCCUCGCCUCACGUUGCUCCAAGUUCCGCUUCCGUCCACUGGCGCAGGGUUCUUCGCAGGCGCGCAUCCAGAUGAUUGCCGACAGUGAAGGUGUACAGGCCGAUCCCGGAGUUCUGGACCUCAUCCUCCAGUUGGCCAAUGGUGAUCUGCGCAAGGCCAUCACCUAUCUGCAGACUGCACAGCGUCUCCACACGGCGGGAGAUUCACCUACUCCCAUCUCAGUCAUGUCUAUCCAUGAAAUCUCUGGUGUCGUCCCCACCAACGUCGUUGAUGGCCUUUUGCGGUCACUGGGUGUGGAGCCCGGGGGGGGCAUCAACACUGCCCUGGCCACGGGCUUUGAUGGGGUGCGUGCCGAGGUGCGCCGUGUUGGCCGUGAAGGUUGGUCCGCGGGCCAGGUCCUUGAGCAGCUGCACGAUGCGCUCCUGCCUCUUGCGACAAUUCCCACGAUCCCCAAGGCCAAUGCCGCGAUUGCGAUUGCCGAAUGUGACAAGGCCUUGUGUGAAGGCGGUGACGAAGAGCUUCAGCUGCUCGAGUGCUGCUUGAGGAUUAAGGAAGCCCUUGGAAAGGCCUAA